Gavialis gangeticus (Gharial) is the source of this 852-nucleotide messenger RNA. It is a transcript of the gene MED7, whose product is annotated as mediator complex subunit 7. Gene Ontology annotation, cellular component: mediator complex. Gene Ontology annotation, molecular function: transcription coregulator activity. Lineage: Eukaryota; Metazoa; Chordata; Crocodylia; Gavialidae. Gene Ontology annotation, biological process: regulation of transcription by RNA polymerase II. The coding region runs from base 39 to 731 and encodes 230 amino acids. The transcript has 2 exons. The record is from RefSeq and is a predicted model, not a curated record.
GCCGGGGCCGGAGCGGCGCCAGGCACUUCUCUGCCACCAUGGGGGAGCCGCAGCAAGUGAGUGCUCUGCCUCCACCUCCAAUGCAAUAUAUAAAGGAAUAUACAGAUGAAAACAUUCGCAAGGGACUGGCCCCGAAGCCCCCGCCGCCCGUGAAAGACAGCUACAUGAUGUUUGGUAACCAGUUCCAAUGCGACGAUCUUAUUAUCCGCCCCUUGGAAAGCCAAGGGAUUGAACGGUUGCAUCCCAUGCAGUUUGAUCACAAGAAGGAGCUCAGGAAACUCAAUAUGUCCAUCCUGGUCAACUUCUUGGACCUCUUGGAUAUCUUGAUAAGGAGCCCAGGCAGUAUAAAACGAGAGGAGAAGCUGGAAGACUUGAAGCUGCUUUUUGUCCACGUCCAUCAUCUUAUAAAUGAAUAUCGUCCGCACCAGGCCAGAGAGACGCUGCGGGUCAUGAUGGAAGUGCAGAAGCGUCAGCGUCUGGAGACAGCUGAGAGGUUUCAGAAGCAUUUGGAGCGGGUUGUAGAAAUGAUCCAGAAUUGCCUGGCCUCCUUGCCUGAUGACCUACCUCAUUCUGAGGGAGGUUUGGGGAUAAAAACUGAACCCAUGGAUACGGAUGACGGCAGCUGUUGCAUUGGGCAGAAUGAACAGCAGAGAGCGGGCUCUGUCUGUAAGAAAGAUCAGGUUUUAGACAAAGAUGCUGCGAUGUGUAGCAUUAUUGAUGAAAUGACAUGAAAGGACGCUCUUUGUAGUGGUGUGCAGGUCUUGGGGUGAGAAGUGGGAUUAAUAUUGAAGCUUGUAUAAUGUACUUUUUGUUGCCUUUAUCUGUACCAAUAAAAACAAUUGUGAAACUUAA